Messenger RNA from Lolium perenne, 595 nucleotides. RefSeq names its product BTB/POZ domain-containing protein At1g04390. The record is from RefSeq and is a predicted model, not a curated record. Lineage: Eukaryota; Viridiplantae; Streptophyta; Magnoliopsida; Poales; Poaceae.
GUUACAGACGAACAUUUGCCCUUCUCUUCUUCUGCUUCCUCUACGGCCGGCGUCCUCUCCCGACACGAUGCGCCAUGCGACCUCCAAGGCGGCCGGGAAGGAGAAGGGCAGGAGGAAGGGCGGCGGCGGCGGCGCCAGCGCCGGAGAGGAUCUUCUCACCGACCGCGUCCUCUCCCUCCGCGCCCGCCUCAACGACGCCAUCUCCCUCGGCCUCGCCAGGUCUAAUGGCCACGGUGCAAAGAAAUGGCAGUCUACUGGUGCUGGAAUUCAAUCUCUCGCGCUCAAAGCAGUGGCUCCUUUUCUUAGUUGUUUGUCGAAUGAAAUGUUGCGGCUUCCUCCUAUAAAGGAGUCAGUUUCAGAUAUUGUCGUGCUCUUGGAGGGUGCUCUUCAAACAAAGAAUGUUUCGAUCGUGAUCCAAGCGGCAGAUGUGAGCUUAAAGUUAGUUUCCAGCGUAGGCAAUUCAGUUUGCCAAUACCCAGUUGUGGAGAUUGUUAGGGCUCUUUCAUGCCACUUAUUGCAAGGGCAAUGAAGUUGUGAAAAAAAGCUGUGCGGUUGUGACCACUUUAUUUUUUUUAAAUCAGGAGUCGGUUUCAGA